AUGGGAAGGUUAGGAAGGUUCGUGGCUCAAAUCACCAGAAAGAAAACCAUCACUGCUGACUUCCACGAAACUUCGUUACGAAAAUGCCUGACCACUUUCGACAUCACAUUCCUUGGGAUUGGUCACAUGGUUGGUGCUGGUAUUUACGUCAUCAGUGGUGCCGUGGUCAGACUUAAAGCGGGACCUUCAGCAAUCCUUUCGUUUCUGUUUGCAGGAGUCGCUGCGUUUUUAUCUGCGUUGUGUUAUGCUGAAUUCGGAGCCAGAGUUCCCAAAGCCGGAUCGGCUUAUUCUUACACAUACAUCACUGUCGGAGAAAUUUGGGGCUUUGUGGUUGGGUGGAAUAUUCUGUUGGAACAUGUUAUAGGUGCCGCUUCCGUCGCUAGAGCUUGGAGUGCAUCAAUGGAUUCCUUAGUGCACGGAGCAAUAAAGAAUGGAACGAUAACAGCUUUUGGAACAAUGGGUAGUCCUAACGGCUGGGUAUCAGAAUAUCCCGAUCUAUUAGCAUUUCUGUUUGCAUUGGUAGCUUUUAUCAUAGUGGCAACUGGAGCUAAAUUUAGUGUCAGAUUUAACACUGUAUUCACCAUGUUUAAUGGCGCUGUCAUUUUGUUCAUCGUCUGCGCAGGUCUGUACUUCGCGGAUUUCAGUAAUUGGACCAAUGAAAAUCGCGGAGGAUUUUUCCCUUUUGGGUUUGGUGGAACGUUGACUGGAGCAGCGAGCUGUUUCUUUGCUUAUAUUGGGUUUGAGGGUAUAGCAAUAGCUAGUGAAGAAUCGGAAAAGCCAGAGAAAGCAAUACCGUUGGCUACAGGUAUCUCUCUGUUAGUGGUAACUUUGAUAUACAUGUUUGCCACCACGACUUUAACAUUGAUGGAACCUUACUACCACGUUGAUACGUCUGCGGCUUUCCCAUUCGCAUUCGCGUAUAAUGGCGCGUAUUGGGCAAAAUACAUCGUAGCCGGAGGAACUUUGUUGGGUUUGACAACUUCUAUGUUAGGUACAGCGUUUUCUCUCCCACGAGCUGUUUACGCCAUGGCCAACGACGGUCUUCUGUUCAAAUUUUUUGCUCGUGUUCACCCUUCAACUCAAACACCCCUAUACUCCAUUGCAGUAUUCGGUGUAUUGGCAUGCAUAAUGGCUUUAUUGUUUGAAAUAGACACCUUAGUUGAAUUCAUGUCCAUAGGGACAUUAAUGGCCUACACCAUUGUAGCGGUCUGCAUCAUCAUAUUACGCCACCUACCGGUAUCCAAGUGUCAGUUUGAACUGCAUCCGGAGGAAGUGGUGGAGCUUGAAACUGAAAUGAAAUCUGAAAAUACCUCAAUUAUUAAAAAAUCAAAAAGUCAUGACGAUUUUGGUCAUUUGAAACAAAAUGUAAAGAAUCUACCAAUUUUAAGAAAUCUAGAACCAGGAGACGCUGUGAUAUUUUCAGUUAUGGCCAUGUUGAUUUCUAUGAUGCUAUUUAUAGCAACUUUAAUUUAUGGUUGGAGUCUAGUUGAACAAGGAACAUGGUGGAUUAUUAUAUUGAUACCUUAUGUUCCCUUACUACCAGCUUUAAGUAUGUUUCUAAAUAUAGCUUUAAUGUUCUCCUUAUCCUUUCUGACAUGGAUCCGACUGUUUGUUUGGAUCGGAGUUGGAUUACUGUUGUAUUUUUGUUAUGGUAUGCACUUCAGUUUAGAAAACCGUUCCGCUUCCGGCUACGGCCAGAUCGUGGAGUAUCCAAAAGAACCGGAAACGUCCGUUGUGGAGAGCUUGAAUGAGGACAUUCGGGAACAGCAGCCGGCUCGAAAAGAUCAAGGGUUGUUUUAA
Messenger RNA from Lottia gigantea (owl limpet), 1800 nucleotides. RefSeq lists its product as hypothetical. The record is from RefSeq and is a predicted model, not a curated record. Gene Ontology annotation, biological process: amino acid transport; transmembrane transport. The transcript is spliced from 3 exons. NCBI's taxonomy places the organism in Eukaryota, Metazoa, Mollusca, Gastropoda, Lottiidae. Gene Ontology annotation, molecular function: amino acid transmembrane transporter activity. Gene Ontology annotation, cellular component: plasma membrane. The coding region runs from base 1 to 1800 and encodes 599 amino acids.